AUGGAAAGCGGGAAGAGCGUGAGGAAUCACAAGUUUAGGUGCUUAGAUACGCCUAGCCUUGGGGAUUCUAUUGGCAGGGAUUGGGGAUUAGAGAAGGUGAUGAGAUUCUCAACAAGUCAAGAGAACGGUAUUUUCAAGGUUAGAGGAUCGACAGUGGAAGCGCUGAUUGGAGCAAUAUCACAUGAAUUUGGUCAAGACGCUGCUGUCAGUCAGCAGUCGAUUCACUCACAUCAUCUUAUAUCCUCUGAUCUGUUUCAACUCAUCAUACUAAGCAGCUUGACUGAUAACGAUAGCAGCGUCAUCAGUCUCAUUAGCUGCAUUUACUCCAUCUUACUUCCAAAAUUCCCAAUCUUGCUAUCAAAGUAUAUACCAACAUUCCUCGCAUUCAUCGGUAGAAUUCUGGUUUGGAAAAGGCGUAAAAAUGCAUUCAUUCACUCUGAAAUCAUAAAUGAGAUUGAUAAACUGGCAGUGACACGUACACUCACUCUCAAGAAUAAAGAUUUCAUUCAACUCACUCAAGAUAGCAAAUUCACUCCUUCCCCUUCACCUCUGUUUACCUUCAUUUAUGGUAUUUUUCCAGCCAACACUCUCGCAUUCUUACGGUCUCCGAUUGAAUACCUCAAUUCUUUUGAAUUCGACAACCCUUACGUUCAAGAUAUUGAUCAGUGGUUGUUUGUAGAUCUCAUCAAGGCUCGCUCGCUUCCAUUACUACGAACUCAUCUCAUACAUCCAUUCUUCCUCAAACACCCUCUCAAUGAUCCUCACUAUGAGCUCACACAGACAAGCUGCAGAUGGCCUGACACUGAAUCACAAGCUAUUCUUGCACAGUGCGCAGUGCUUGAGAUCAACGCAGCAAGUAUUGUUGAAUAUGGAAGACGUGUAGCUGAGGGAAUUAUAAUCGAUGGAAACACCCACCUCAAUCAAGAAAAUGCAGAUCUUUCCCAACUAGACUCGCAGAUCGAUCAAUCGGUUAUCUACCUACCUGAAUCGAAAGCUUUGCGUGAGAGCAUCCACCGUGCGAGAGUGGAGAAAAAGGAAGAUGAAGAAGGUGAUGAGAGGGAGAUGUUUGGAACAGAUGACAUCAAGCGUGACUACACGUACGAGCAGUAUAUUAAAGGACAACUGUUGAUGAGAUUGGGUCAGUUACAUAGACGUAGAUUGGCAGAAGCACGCGAUGAAGAUGCCCAACAGUCUUUGUACAUACAUCUCCGCGAACUCAGCUCCAGGUUGUCACAAGCACAGGCUGCUCUGUCUAACGCUCGAAGCGAAGCAACUAAAACUCACUCACGUCAUGUUACAUGGACGGACGAGCUACAGAAGAAAGUAAAGUAUUUCCGAGAAGAGAAGAAGAACUGGGAUGCAGAAGCUGUUGGAUUAAGAGGCGAACGUAGUGCAAGUGAAGAGAUUAUUCGUGUUAAUCUAGGAAGACUGGCUGAUUCAGGUAAUCAAAUAUUCGAGCUUGAGAAUCAGAUCAGAGAGUGGACACCUAAAAUUGAGGAGUUUGGCAAGUUACAAGAGCGCAACAAGGAGUUGAUGAAUCUUUUGGCAGAUCGAGACGAUGAUCUAUUUAGACACGACGAGCAAAGACGCGAAAUGCAGCUACUCUUAGGUAGGUUUAAUGUGCUCAAGACAAUGACAAAAGCAGAGCGAGAUGCACGAGUCGCGGCAGAGAACGAGGCUCGUAAGUCGCGCAAUGAGAGCGAUCAGCUGCGUUUUAAGAACGAGCAUCUGGAGAGCAGGUUGACGGAGCUACUUGAGAGUAGAAACCGCAGUCAAGUGAGGGAAACACCGCAAGUUAAAGAAGUACAUGUCCAUCCACUCCAGAAUACAGAUUUGCCCGAAGAGGUGCUCAAUUUGAGAGCUACAGUUGAGAGGCUGGAAGGAGAGAAGAGGGAAGCAUUUUUGAUGAAUCAGAAUCGCGAAGAAGAGUCGAGUGAUGAAGAUGUUACAUUUGUUCGAAGGGAUGGGAGUAAGUCACCACCGAUGCGCUCCCCAGUGGCGCCUUCAAUCAAUUUGUUUCCAGCGUCGUUGUCGAAUGCAUGGACACAGUCGCAGCCAAAUACUCCAUAUCUAGGUGGUAAUUCGGUGUUGUCAGGAGGACAUCAGACAGGCGCUAGUGGUACCAACAAUACUAAUCAAACGAACAACAAUACUCACCGCCGCACGCGGCAUGUAAGGUCGCCGACGCUGUCGUCUGCCCCGUCUGUGAUUGCCGGACUGGGGCUAGGACCACAGAGCAGGGAUUCAAGUGGGGAGCGUAAGGCUUCAAAUUGA
Wallemia ichthyophaga EXF-994 is the source of this 2274-nucleotide messenger RNA. Its product is annotated as Tuberous sclerosis 1 protein-like protein. Gene Ontology annotation, cellular component: TSC1-TSC2 complex. The record is from RefSeq and is a predicted model, not a curated record. The transcript has 3 exons. Gene Ontology annotation, biological process: negative regulation of TOR signaling; RNA processing; regulation of cell cycle. Lineage: Eukaryota; Fungi; Basidiomycota; Wallemiomycetes; Wallemiales; Wallemiaceae. Gene Ontology annotation, molecular function: ribonuclease III activity. The coding region runs from base 1 to 2274 and encodes 757 amino acids.